This is a messenger RNA of Sclerotinia sclerotiorum 1980 UF-70, 954 nucleotides long. RefSeq lists its product as hypothetical. The coding region runs from base 1 to 954 and encodes 317 amino acids. Gene Ontology annotation, molecular function: 4-hydroxy-tetrahydrodipicolinate synthase activity. Lineage: Eukaryota; Fungi; Ascomycota; Leotiomycetes; Helotiales; Sclerotiniaceae. The record is from RefSeq and is a predicted model, not a curated record. The transcript has a single exon.
AUGGCCCGUCCGUUGGUUCCUGGAGUUUACGUUCCAACAGUUUGCUUCUUCGAUCCAGCCACAGAAGAACUCGACACGGAAACGAUUUCCAGUCAUGCGAUUCGUCUUGCAGAAGCAGGAGUUGCCGGUCUAGCCACUCAGGGUUCCAACGGUGAAGCUGUUAAUCUUACUCACUCGGAGCGUCAGACGGUUACGGCAACAACUCGUGCCGCGCUCAACUCGGCCGGGUUCGCACAUCUUCCUAUCAUUGUCGGCUGUGGCGCUCAAUCUGUCCGAGAAACGGUCCAAUAUUGCCGAGAGGCAUUUGCGGCUGGAGGAGAUUAUGCACUUGUUUUACCACCUUCGUAUUAUGCACCUCUGUUUUUACCUUCCUCUGCUUCCGUUAUCAAAUUUUUUACUGCAGUAGCGGAUCAAUCUCCAAUUCCAUUAUUAAUUUACAACUAUCCAGGAGCUGUUUCCGGUAUGGAUCUUUCAUCAGACGUCAUCAUCCAAUUAUCAGCCCAUCCCAACAUUGUGGGGGUAAAGCUCACUUGUGGCAACACUGGCAAAUUGAAUCGAAUUGUGGCAGCCACAAAGACAUGCAAGCCACACUCCCCCGCAUCCCCACCAUUCUUGGUUCUAGGAGGCAGUGCCGAUUUCACUUUACAAAGUCUUAUUGGCGGUGGUCAUGGGAUCCUCGCCGGGUUAGCAAAUAUUGCUCCGAAAGCGUGCAUCGAGAUGAUUAGACUAUACCACGAAGGGAAAAUUGAGGAGGCCCAGAAACUCCAGGAAGUCGUUGCUCAAGGUGAUUGGGCGGCUAUUCAAGGAGGUAUCGUGAGCACCAAGGCUGGUAUGCAGAGUUGGUUGGGCUAUGGAGGAUAUGGUCGUGCACCAUUGCCGCAUCCCACUAGUGAUGAGAUGGCAAAAUGGAAAGAAGGUUUUCGAGAGUUGGUUACGGUGGAGAAAAACCUUUAG